AUGGAAGAGGAGGACCCAGUACAGGAAGAGCCAGAGGAGCAGGAGGAACUGGAGGAGCAGGAAGAACCAGUAUAUGAAGAUGGAGGAGAGCAACAAGACUACACAGAGUACCAAGAUCAGGAUGCCCAGGAGGAAGAGGAGGAACGUCCUCGACCAAAACCCUUGGUCCCCCAGCUUGCCCCACCAAAAAUACCAGAGGGGGAGAGAGUGGACUUUGAUGACAUCCACAGGAAACGGAUGGAGAAAGACCUUCUGGAGCUGCAGACCCUGAUCGACGUCCAUUUUGAACAGAGGAAGAAAGAGGAGGAGGAGCUCAUUGCACUGAAGGAGAGGAUUGAGAGGCGUCGGUCAGAGAGGGCGGAGCAGCAGCGGGUUCGAGCUGAGAAGGAGCGAGACAGACAGACAAGAAUCGCGGAGGAGCGUCAGAGGAAGGAGGAUGAGGAGGCCAAGAAGAGAGCAGACGAUGAAGCCAAGAAGAAGAAAGUUCUCUCUAACAUGGGGGCCCACUUCGGGGGGUUCCUGGCCAAGGCAGAGCAGAGGAGGGGGAAGCGACAGACAGGCCGGGAGAUAAAGAGGAAAACUCUGACAGAGAGACGUACCCCCCUGGGCAUCGACAACCUGCGAGAGAAUGACCUCAUGGAACGAGCUCAGGAGAUGUGGGAUUGGAUCUAUCAGCUGGAGUCUGAGAAAUUUGACUACAUUGACGUGAUGAAGAAGCAGAAAUAUGAGAUUAUUGUUCUCUUGAAUAGGAUCUCCCAUGCCCAGAAAUUUAAAAAAGUCCACGGAAAAGGCAAAGUUGGCGGUCGUUGGAAGUGAAGCGCCCUCUAGAGGUGAAGUGACGGAAGUACGAACGGACGAGUGAAUAUGGAGACUGUUUUCAUGCUGUUCCAGGACGGGAACAAGAAGAAAAUCAGUGCCUCUUUUCCAUCCAUGCCUUUCCUGCUUUAAAUGCAUGUAUUCAACCAUGAAAUAAUAGCACAUGAUGUAUAAAUAAUAAAACUGUUUGCAUUUUA
Molecule: messenger RNA, 1013 nt
Organism: Conger conger (European conger)
Lineage: Eukaryota; Metazoa; Chordata; Actinopteri; Anguilliformes; Congridae
Gene: tnnt1
Product: troponin T type 1 (skeletal, slow)
Exons: 13
Coding region: 1-816 (271 amino acids)
Biological process (GO): sarcomere organization; slow-twitch skeletal muscle fiber contraction; regulation of muscle contraction
Cellular component (GO): troponin complex
Molecular function (GO): troponin T binding; tropomyosin binding
Source: RefSeq, a predicted model, not a curated record